AGAAUUCCGAUUCAUUCAAACUUUUGAGAGAAGCUCGAGAAAAGCAAUCAGUGAAGUAUUCGUCUUUGAAGGAUUCGGUAUAUAGUGUAAUUUCCUGGGAACCAUGGCACCUCUAUCGAUCGACCCUUCCUUUCACCCCGUCCUCAUCACCUUUUCACAAACUGUAUGGCCACCUCUCCGAUCCUGUCCGGAUCUUCACCAUUUCCGGCGAGUUUUCUGGGCACAAAAUCCCAUUGAGUGAGGAUUUACUCGAUGCUCGAAUGGUCAUGGAGGCGAAGCUAGGUAAUUUGCCAAAGAAGGCUGAUAGUCAGGAUGUUUAUGAUGCUCAAUUCAACGACCGUGAUGUUUGUAAUGGUAUCGUGACAUGCGCAGCACUCUCCCUUGAUGGUCGCCAUGUAGCUCUUGGUUUUGGUAGCGGUGUCGUCGAGCUUGUCGAUAUCGACCAUCAGUGUACGAUUUCCCGAUUCGAGCUCGAUCCACCCAACCAUCCAGUCUGGAUCGAAUUUGUCCAUGGCAGCCACCGAGUUGCUGCUGAGGACAAUGAGGGGAACGUCACCAUCCUUAGCCACGAUAUGACUUCCAUUAAUAUCGGUACUCUUCCCAACAAUCCUCUUCCUGCUGUAACUCGAGUAUCAGAUAAUGGAUUAUUUAUCAUACGGGUUCCACGGAACGCUGAUAGUUCUUGGUACGACAGCAUGACCCUCAUAUCCAUUUCGGGUGACCCGCACAUGCAGCACCUUGCACCCCCUACUUCCAAUAGUUUCACUCCAACUUCCAACCCUCCUAUCUUAGCUUCCAAGUCUUCUACUAGGUCCUCUGCAUUCCCAGUGAUCGCUAUUCCUCACCGUCGCACGCUUGGGUUUUCUCCGGCCGCACGCUAUAUCGGCGCUUUCGAUGGCCUCAGCGCUUUCACCUGGUCGACAGGUUCAGGUGAGCUCAUUGCGAGUUAUCGUGUGACGGAUUUCGAUUUUUGGAUCAUGAAUCCUGCUGUUCCCCUUGCCUGCUCUUAUCACAUCCCUGAUCCUGUAUCCACUCAGCCUACCCUUUCCUUGACAGAAGGUGAAGCAGCAGAUAUACACCAUUCCAAAACGCGCACAGGGCAUAACUUGGACGAAUCCUGGAUCAAGUGCCCAUUUUAUGUUCUCUUGCAAAAGGAGAAAAAGCGGGGGAUCCGGAAGCAGCCAUUUUAUUCGUCCGCUGCUGGAAGAGCUCCACUGCUCGGAGCCAGUAGAACACCCGGCGAGCUAUCAAUGUUCUUCAAUGGCAAAUUUGAGCUCGUUAUUCCCGAGCAGUACCACCCAACCAUCCUUUCUGGUGCCGAACGUCCACCUUGGUAUGGUGAUAAAGUGCCGUCUGAUCCUACCCAUCUGUACAGCCCUCGGUCCAGCAGAGAUGGGACUCGAUUCCUCCUCCAAGGCCGGCAGACAGCUCCAAUUGUUGUUGAUCUUAGCCAAGUCGUUUAGGAUGUUCGUGGUCAGUUGCAAUAUCUUCCUAUUUACCUUUGCGCGUUCUAUCCACUGUUAGAGGGGAAUCGCAAAGUUUCACUAGGUCGCCCUUCCAUCUUUCUGGACUUCCCUCGGACGAGGUCCCCUUUCCCUAGGGUGCAGUAGGUAUAGAUAAAGUUUGAGGACUUCAACAGACCUAUGACCAUUCCUUACACUGUCGUUUAGUCUCAGGUCGAGCAAAAUGAGCCAGAGACUUUUUCGAUUUUACUCUUUUCAUGGCACCUUGAUACGCUUUCACUCUUGACCGAAGCAAAUACCCCGUUACCACUCCUUCGAACUUGCUAAAUGAUCGAUAUUUCCUUUCCCAGUUCAAUCAUUUCACCCGACGUUCAUCCUCAGCUGCAUAUAAGUAAUGUAACAAAAAGAUUGACGUAGUAGAAGUGCUAGAUGUAUGUG
Molecule: messenger RNA, 1901 nt
Organism: Cantharellus anzutake
Lineage: Eukaryota; Fungi; Basidiomycota; Agaricomycetes; Cantharellales; Hydnaceae
Exons: 2
Coding region: 261-1463 (400 amino acids)
Source: RefSeq, a predicted model, not a curated record